Molecule: messenger RNA, 1743 nt
Organism: Phycodurus eques (leafy seadragon)
Lineage: Eukaryota; Metazoa; Chordata; Actinopteri; Syngnathiformes; Syngnathidae
Product: suppressor of cytokine signaling 1-like
Exons: 4
Coding region: 398-1165 (255 amino acids)
Biological process (GO): phosphatidylinositol phosphate biosynthetic process
Cellular component (GO): phosphatidylinositol 3-kinase complex
Molecular function (GO): 1-phosphatidylinositol-3-kinase regulator activity
Source: RefSeq, a predicted model, not a curated record
AGAAAGCGAAAGUAAACGCGGCCACGUUACUUGCAAGUCACGUGAUUUAGGAUAAGCGCGAGGAACGGUGACGCUCCUCCUCCUCCUGCUCCCCCUCCUGCAAGUGUUAAAGGGAAAGUAAAACAUGUUUCCAGUGCGGUCGAGUUGCAAGCCGCAGCAUCCCUCUGCAACUCUGGUAUCUGUACUUCUACUUUAGUACAACUCUGCCGUGAGAUUUUUCAAAUCUAAAAUAUGCGACACGUUGGCCCGUGACUUCUGUCAAACGGGGGAUCACAUCAGGAAGCCGCCAGCCUUCGUCAUUCAAUGUGGACUGCAAGCACCAUGGUGUCACAAAGUGGGCCCGACCAGUUGAUGGCGCCCGGAGCAGAGGUUCUGCCGGCGGCGAACAGUGGAGAAAAUGGUCCAAUAUGAGGAUUUCCAGUGGAGGUUUCCCAAUAAUAGGAUGGUUAGAGAGAAGCCUAAAAGAACAGUAAGAAAGAAAAACGAUGUAAAACAACAGAAGCAAAGUCAAGCUCCUGACGAGCCUGCCACACCUCAACAAGUUCAGAAUCCAGAACAAAAGAACAAGGACACCACGGAGAGGCCGCAGGACGCGCUGCACUGGAGCCACCUGCACAGUCUACACCUCUCAGACGAACAACUUGAAACCUGGUGUAAGAAUGGACCGGAAGCUGCCAACUUGCCCACUCACCUGCGUCCAUUCAGCAGCCCGGAAGAGUACAAACUUGUGAAGCGCACUCACCAGCAGCUCCAGCACAGCUCCUACUACUGGGGAGCGAUGACCAUGGAGGAGGCGCACAAAAUCCUCACACUGGCGUCACCAGGCUCCUUCCUCAUCAGAGACAGCGGGCAGCCGGACGUGUUCUUCACACUGAGCUACCACAGCGACGACGGGCCAACGAGCAUCCGCGUGGUGCUCCGCAAGCUGCUCUUCGGUCUCUGCGGGAGCCAAAAGACUUUCGCCUCCCUCUUCGACCUGCUGGCUCACUACAGCAGCCCGUCGUGCAAACUGACCACGCCGUAUCGCAGGCAGCAGCCCGAGCACCUCAAGCAGAUCUGCAGGAGGGCUCUGGUCCACACGUAUGGAGUGGAGAACAUAAGAAACUUAACUGGGCUCAGUUGUGAAGUGAAAGACUACGUUUACGCAUAUCCUCACUCCAUAUAGUGGAAACAUACGCUUUUGUGUGACAUUUCAGGAUGAAUUUAAAACGCACUAGAGUAAUCCCUCGUUUAUUUCGGGGGUUAUGUUCUAGACCAGGGAUGUCAAACAUACGGCCCACGAGACGGAACAAUCUGGCCCUCGGGAUUAGUUUAACAGUGCAAAAUUACACAAGACAUUGUGGUUGUGGGGAAUAAGGAUGAUUUUGAGAAUUAUUAUGCUCAGGUUUGUGCUUUAAAAUAUAAUCACUGUGAUCAGUGAGGAUCCACACAUGACAAUCAGGAGCAAAAUUUCCUCAAGAAAUCUUGAGUUUGUUUUGUACAAUUACACACAAAAAAACAUUGCAUCCAAAGAGCUUCCUAAUGUACAUGUUUUGUUUUGCAUGAAAACAAAGGGGAAACCUUUGUGUUACAGUAUUUAUUUGUAUAUUACGUAUUGUAUGAUUUUAGUGGUCCGCCCCCUUUGAGAUUAAAUUAGUAUUUUAAAGCUCCUGAGGGGUACAUAUUAUUUUUGUCCACUUGGUGUCGCCAAUGUCAUCACGUUCUACAGUACUGUAGUCUCUGUGCCUACAUCUGACUGAAAGC